Ficedula albicollis (Collared flycatcher) is the source of this 3723-nucleotide messenger RNA. It is a transcript of the gene SLC5A11, whose product is annotated as solute carrier family 5 member 11. Gene Ontology annotation, biological process: transmembrane transport. NCBI's taxonomy places the organism in Eukaryota, Metazoa, Chordata, Aves, Passeriformes, Muscicapidae. Gene Ontology annotation, molecular function: D-glucose:sodium symporter activity. The transcript has 15 exons. The record is from RefSeq and is a predicted model, not a curated record. Gene Ontology annotation, cellular component: plasma membrane. The coding region runs from base 159 to 2477 and encodes 772 amino acids.
GAGGGCAGGGUCAGCUGCAGCUCCACACCUGGACAAAGGUGUUGUGAAAUCCUUGGGACAGGGGCUGCCCCAGCCCAGGAGCUGAGGGGAAGAACUCGUCGGACCGCUUGUCAUCCGUGCCGCGUGUCCCAGCACCCUCGCCACUCCUUCUGCACCUUAUGGCAGGGCCAGCCUAUAAGUGUCCCCCUACAAGUGCAGGAGAGGCCGAAGGAGCCGGCCAGACGUGCAGGACAGGGACAGCAGCCACCUGGCACAGGUGUGUGGUGCCAGCAGGGCUGUGCCAGGCUGUGACUGCUCCUCUCGGGGGAACCUCUCCUCGGCUCUGCAGGGUAUAUGCAUCAGCACACAGCAGUGCUCAGCCUGCCCAGGAAGCCAUGGACCCCACCAGCCUCCCCCCAGCCUCUGUGACCCCCUCGUGGGAUGUGUUCCCCCAGCAGGGGCUGGAGCCCGUGGACAUCGCUGUGCUCGUGCUCUAUUUCCUCUUCGUCCUCGCCGUGGGGCUCUGGUCCAUGUGGAAGACGCAGCGCAGCACGGUCAAAGGCUAUUUCCUCGCCGGGGGACAGAUGGUCUGGUGGCCUGUGGGCGCCUCCCUGUUUGCCAGCAACGUGGGCAGCGGGCACUUCAUCGGCCUGGCGGGCUCGGGAGCUGCCUCGGGAAUCGCUGCCACAGCCUACGAGUGGAAUGGGAUGUUCUGUGUCCUGGUGCUGGCCUGGCUCUUCCUGCCCAUCUACAUCGCCUCGGGGGUUACAACCAUGCCCGAGUAUUUGCAGAGACGUUUCGGAGGCAAAAGAAUUCAGAUAUUCCUGGCCAUUCUCUACUUGUUCAUCUACAUCUUCACCAAAAUAUCUGUGGACAUGUACGCCGGGGCUCUGUUCAUCCAGCAGGCUCUGCACUGGGACCUGUACAUCGCCGUGGCCGGGCUGCUGGCCAUCACUGCCGUGUACACCGUGGCUGGUGGCCUGGCAGCUGUGAUCUACACUGAUGCCCUGCAGACUCUCAUCAUGCUCAUCGGGGCCCUGUCCCUCAUGGUCUUCAGUUUUAUUGAAGUUGGUGGCCUUGAAGGUUUACAGGCAAAAUACUUUGAUGCCAUUCCCAGCAUCCGCAAGGAGAACAGCAGCUGUGGCCUGCCCAGGGAAGAUGCUUUCCACAUUUUCCGAGACCCUGUGAGCUCUGACCUGCCCUGGCCAGGAGUCCUGGUGGGAAUGACCAUCCCAUCCCUGUGGUACUGGUGCACAGAUCAGGUCAUUGUUCAGAGGUCCCUCGCUGCCAAAAACCUCUCCCACGCCAAAGGAGGCUCCUUGAUGACCUCCUACUUGAAGAUUUUGCCCCUCUUUAUGAUGGUAAUGCCAGGCAUGAUCAGCCGGGUUCUCUUCCCAGAUCUGGUGGCUUGUGCAGAGCCAGAAAUCUGCAAAAAGAUCUGUGGCAACCCCUCUGGCUGCUCUGAUAUUGCUUAUCCCAAGCUGGUGCUGGAGCUCCUGCCUGUAGGGCUCAGGGGCCUGAUGAUGUCAGUGAUGAUCGCAGCCCUCAUGUCCUCCCUGACCUCCAUCUUCAACAGCUCCAGCACCAUCUUCACCAUGGACCUCUGGAAACACCUCCGCCCUCGCUGCUCCGAGUGGGAGCUGAUGAUCGUGGGCAGGGUGUUUGUGCUGCUGCUCACCGUGGUGUCCAUCCUGUGGAUCCCCCUGGUGCAGGCUGGCCAGGGCGGGCAGCUCUUCAUCUACAUCCAGUCCAUCAGCUCCUACCUGCAGCCGCCCGUGGCCGUGGUGUUCAUCCUGGGCUGCUUCUGGAGGAGAGCCAACGAGAAGGUGCCGACCCUGCUGAGCGCAGAGCAGCCCUGCAGCCCGGCCCGAGAGCAGCUGCAGCACACAGCUCGUUCCCUUCCUUGGCAGGGAGCCUUCUGGGGGCUGCUGCUGGGGCUGCUGCUGGGCGCGGUGCGGCUGCUGCUGGACUUCAUCUACCCCGAGCCCCGGUGCGGUGAGCCCGACGCCCGGCCCGCUGUGCUCAAGUACAUGCACUACCUCUACUUCUCCAUGGUGCUGGGGGCCGUCACCGCCCUCACCGUGCUCGUGGUCAGCGUGGCCACCGAGCCCCCGGCCCCCCAAAUGAUCAGCCGGCUCACCUGGUUCACCCGUGGGGACCCUGUGCCCAAGCAGGAGCUGGCAGCAAUCCCCAGCCCCAGCCCUGAGCCUGCUGCCAAGGACACAGCCACGCUGCAGCUGGAGCUGAGCCCCGCUGCUGAGAACCCUGCUGAUGGUGCCAAAGGUGCAGCUGAGGCCAAGGGGAGCUCCAAGCUGCUGAGCACCUUCCUGUGGCUCUGUGGGAUGGAGCGCAGGCAGGAGGCUGCUGAGAACAUGCCCAAACCUGAGCCCCUGCCCGUGGCCUCCCUGGAGGAGAAACCCCUGGUGAAACACAUCCUGAACAUCAACCUGCUCCUGUGUGUGUGUGCUGGGGUCUUCCUCUGGGCUUACUUUGCAUAGCCAGGGGACUGCCAGCCCACACAACAUCAACUAAUCCUAAUUGGUGUAAAUAUUAAUGAUUAGCAGAGGGUUAACAUAAUUCUUAAUGCUUUCUAAAUUUUAUUUCUUUAUUUAAGACAUUUUAAAAACAUAAUAUUUUCCUUGUUUCUAAUGGGGGCCUGGCUGAGCACUUGGCACUAUCAGACCCCACCUGGCACCAACCAGCUGAGGAAGGUUGGUUUGGUUAUUUUAAAUAUUUAAUUUUGCUCUUUGGCCUUAGAGCACUGCCUGGAAUUCAGGAAGCCAGGAUUCUCUUCCUAUUUAUGCUUCUGUAACCAGCUUGGGUCCCCUUUGGUUCAGCUCCUCUGGCUUUGAGGGACAGGAGCGACACCUCAGCGCCUGGAGCAGAGCCCAGGGCUGUGUCUGGGCUCUGCUGUGCCCCUUCAGCUCCUUCCCCUGUGCAGUGAGUGCUGAUGGGCCUGCCUGGGAGCUCUGGCUGAGUUACCAUCACUGACACUCCAAUGGCAACACCAACACCAGCAGCCAGCGUGGAAACUGCCCCAAAACUGCAGCUGGGGGCACCUGAAGGACCUAAACCAGCCCAACCCACCAGGAGUGCCAGGACAGAGGUGCCCAGGGCAGCUCCUCAUGGCCUGGGCACCCACAGCUGUUCUGGGACCACCACUGGCCCUGGGGCCUCGUGCAGCUGCAGAGAAACAUUAAAGAGUGAGAGCUGGUCCCUGCCUGCCUGGAGUCUGUGGGGAUGGGGGGCUGCCAACACCUCUGGGCCCAUGUUCAGGAGGCUCCUCCUGCAGCCCCUCACCUGCCCUCGCUCCCUGCAGAGCCUGCUCCCCCUCCCCAGGCUGCUGGGGCUCCCAGGAUCCAUUAAAUACUGCAGGGUCCCAGCACACCUCAGCCCCACAGCUGACAGAGCUGGGUGUGCAGGCAGUGACAGCAGAACACCUGGAAACCUGCAGCAGAACCAGAAAAUAUUCUUGUUAAACCACAUAAAGGGAACUGGAACUUGGGGCUCCCUCCUGAGCAUGUGAAACACUGCUGGAAACCCUGGGGGAGAGAGGCACUGCACAGUUUGGGGGGAUAAACAUCAAAAUCAGUCACAGGACUGGAGUCUGUGGCUCAUCAAACUGAAUUUAGAGUUACAAAGAUUUGUUACAGGGCUGGUGUGACAGAGGAAGGUCCCACAGUGCUCUCACUGAAGUCCUCAAGGAAAAACCAAGCUACACAGUCCAGGGGAUCACUGCGACCU